Boleophthalmus pectinirostris (great blue-spotted mudskipper) is the source of this 507-nucleotide messenger RNA. RefSeq names its product testis expressed 36 (gene tex36). Bases 1 to 507 code for a protein of 168 amino acids. The transcript is spliced from 4 exons. The record is from RefSeq and is a predicted model, not a curated record. NCBI's taxonomy places the organism in Eukaryota, Metazoa, Chordata, Actinopteri, Gobiiformes, Gobiidae.
AUGGUAAAAGGUGGCAGGCAGUUUACUCCAACCAACCGUGGUGGAAAAUGGUUCGCUCAUCCAGACUCAGCGGGGAGCGAGGUGGGAAGCCGAGAGACUUGUACCAGCACUGGCAUCAUGCUGACUCAAGUGAAAUCAACAGUGCCACAGGCUUUGCAGAUCGAGCGCUAUCCUAAAUGGAAAUCUCAGCAGAAAUCCAGAGAAUAUCCCUACUCUGAUCAUGACAACAAAUAUGCCUUAAAAGACAGCAUUCUUGUCUAUAGUCAAGUUGGCGUCCAUCGAAAGCACUUUCAGGACAACCAGCACAAGUCCCAUUUUUGCCUGUGCCACGAGGGCGCAGAGACCAUACCUGGAGAGGACGUGAGCAUCUUUAAGGGCGAUUACGUGGUGAAGAAGGUCAAUGAGCCCACAGGCAACAGGAGGUUUCCCCACAACCACCAGCACAAGUCAGGACUGGCUGCCCAGGCCCAAGGACAGGAUUAUUUCAUGUGGUUUGGAAGAGCAUGA